This is a messenger RNA of Corapipo altera (White-ruffed manakin), 1118 nucleotides long. RefSeq names its product GAS2-like protein 1. Gene Ontology annotation, biological process: protein localization to microtubule plus-end; microtubule bundle formation; regulation of microtubule polymerization or depolymerization. Gene Ontology annotation, molecular function: microtubule binding; actin filament binding; cytoskeletal adaptor activity. The record is from RefSeq and is a predicted model, not a curated record. Bases 39 to 1103 code for a protein of 354 amino acids. The transcript has 3 exons. Gene Ontology annotation, cellular component: actin filament; microtubule plus-end; cytoplasm. Lineage: Eukaryota; Metazoa; Chordata; Aves; Passeriformes; Pipridae.
UGUGACAGCCCCCACUGCCCCCCCACAGGCAGCUCACCAUGGCCAACUCCAGCCACAUCCAGUCGGCCGCCUCCAAGAGCAUCCGCCCGUUCCGCUCCAGCGAGGAGUACCUGGAGGCCAUGAAGGAGGACCUGGCCGAGUGGUUCAACACUCUCUACGACCUGGACAUCCAAGUGGACACCUUCCUGGAGAGCCUGGAGACGGGCUGUCACCUCUGCCGCCACGCCAACAACGUCAACCGCACCGCCCUGGACUUCCAGGAGCGGCACCCGGAGGCGGCCGCCCGCAUGCGGGUGCCCCAGAACGAGGUGGUCUUCCAGGCCAAGAACGUGGUGCCUGGCUCCUUCAUCGCCAGGGAUAACGUCUCCAACUUCAUCCAGUGGUGCCGGCAGGACCUGGGCAUCCAGGACGUCCUCAUGUUCGAGACCAAUGACUUGGUGCUGAAGAAGAACGAGAAGAACUUUGUCCUCUGCCUGCUGGAGGUGGCCAGGAGGGGCUCCAAGUUCGGGAUGCUGGCGCCCAUGCUGAUCCAGAUGGAGGAGGAGAUCGAGGAGGAGAUGAGGGACCAAAUGGGCGACGGCGCGCUGGGCACGCGCCGGGAGAGCCGGGACCUCCAGGCGGGCGCCUUCCCCAGCCGGGCCCGGCCCAUCACCCUCUGCGACCUCAAGAACCUGGACGAGCUGGUGAGACACGCGCUCCCCUGGGAGCCCUGUGCCUGGGUGCGGGAGAUCCUGGGCUGCUGCUCCUGCCCCUCGCAAUUCCCCAUGGUCAAGGUGUCCGAGGGGAAGUACAAAGUGGGAGACUCCAACACGCUCAUCUUCGUCCGAGUGCUGAGGAGCCACGUCAUGGUGCGCGUUGGUGGCGGCUGGGACACACUGGAACAUUACCUGGACAAGCACGACCCGUGUCGCUGUGCUGCCCUCUGUGAGUGCCCCCGGGACCCCCCACACCCCCACCCCGUGCUCCCUGCCUUGGUCUGCCAGUCCUUGUUCUCCUUGGGGCCCCAUUCCCUGGUUCUCUUCGGGGUCUGUUCCCUGGCUUUCCACGGGGCUUUGUUCCCUCCUCCUCCAUGGGGUUCUGUUCCGUGGGUCUCCAUUCCCUGAUUCUACAUGGGGCCC